Physeter macrocephalus (sperm whale) is the source of this 255-nucleotide messenger RNA. Its product is annotated as non-histone chromosomal protein HMG-14-like. Gene Ontology annotation, biological process: chromatin organization. NCBI's taxonomy places the organism in Eukaryota, Metazoa, Chordata, Mammalia, Artiodactyla, Physeteridae. Gene Ontology annotation, cellular component: chromatin; nucleus. The transcript has a single exon. The coding region runs from base 1 to 255 and encodes 84 amino acids. Gene Ontology annotation, molecular function: nucleosomal DNA binding. The record is from RefSeq and is a predicted model, not a curated record.
AUGCCCAAGAAGAAGGUCAGCUCCGCUGAGGGGGCAGUGAAGGAGGAGCCCAAGAAGAGAUUGGCAAGGUUGUCAGCUAAACCGGCUCCUGCAAAAGUGGAAACGAAGCCAAAAAAGGCAGCAGGAAAGGAUACAUCUUCAGACAAAAAGUGCAAACCAAAGGGAAAAGGGGGAGCAAAGGCAAAACAGGCUGAAAUGGCUAACCAAGCGACUAAAGAAGACUUACCUGCAGAAAAUGGAGAAACUAAAAACUAG